Messenger RNA from Pollicipes pollicipes, 4131 nucleotides. RefSeq names its product protein transport protein Sec31A. Gene Ontology annotation, molecular function: structural molecule activity; protein binding. The record is from RefSeq and is a predicted model, not a curated record. NCBI's taxonomy places the organism in Eukaryota, Metazoa, Arthropoda, Thecostraca, Pollicipedomorpha, Pollicipedidae. The transcript has 26 exons. Gene Ontology annotation, biological process: endoplasmic reticulum organization; endoplasmic reticulum to Golgi vesicle-mediated transport; COPII-coated vesicle cargo loading. The coding region runs from base 162 to 3128 and encodes 988 amino acids. Gene Ontology annotation, cellular component: endoplasmic reticulum exit site; COPII vesicle coat.
AGGACCCACUGUUCUGUGCCUACCUCGUUUAGGUUUUAUUGAGCUUAACCCCAGCAGCACACUGUUGGGUGCAGUGGCAGCGGAACGUCGCUAGCUGUGGGACCGCAAAAAAAUCGGCUUUUUGUGCGAGGCCCGCGGAGCCCGGCCCGACCCAGCCCGCCAUGAAGGUGAAGGAGGCAGAGCGGACGGCCAACGUGGCCUGGUCGCCGGCGCCGCUGCCGCGCGUGCUGAUGGCGGCCGGCACCGCCGCCCAGCAGCUGGACGCCACCUUCUCGUCGACGGCUCGGCUAGAGGUGUUCAGCCUGGCGCUGGACCAGCCGUCGCUGGACAUGCCGGCGGUGGCCAGCGUCGAGACGGCGGCGCGGUUCCAUUGCGUGUCGUGGGGCGCGCACGGUCUGGGCGGCCAGCGGCCGGCCGGUGUCAUCGUCGGCGGCGCCGACGGCGGCCUCAUCAGCCUGUACGACGCCCAGCAGCUGCUGGACGGCCGGCCGGCACUGCUGGAGACCGUCAGCCGACACUCGGGCGCCGUGCGCGCGCUCGACUUCAACCCCUUCCAGGCGAACCUGCUGGCGUCGGGUGCCGCCGACUCGGAGCUGUUCAUCUGGGACCUGAACAGCCCCAGCACACCCAUGACGCCCGGAGCCAAGGCGCAGCCGUCCGAGGACGUGUCGGCCGUCAGCUGGAACAAACAGGUUCAGCACAUCAUGGCGUCGACGUUCACGUCUCGUUGCGUGGUGUGGGACCUGCGCAAGAACGAGCCCAUCAUCAAAGUCAGCGACGGCCAGGCGGGGAUGAAGUGUAAGGUUCUGGCGUGGCACCCGGAGGUGGCCACGCAGCUGGUGCUGGCCAGCGAGGACGACCACACGCCCACCAUCCAACUGUGGGAUCUGCGAUUCGCCACCUCGCCGCUCAAAACGCUCCAGCGACAUCAAAAGGGUAUCCUGUCCCUGGCCUGGUGCGAGCGCGACUCUCACCUGCUGCUCAGCGCCGGAAAGGACGACAAGAUCCUCUGCUGGGACCCGCACGCCGACACUGCCGGCGGCGAGGUGUGGAACUUCUCGCUGGUGGACUCGUUCCCGGACAUGGCGGGCGUGGCGGCGGCGCUACCGGCCGUGCAGCGGCGCACGUCCGUGCCGCUCACGCGGCCGCCCGGCUGGAUGCGCCGGCCCUGUGGCGCCACCUUUGGAUUCGGCGGCCGGCUGGUGUCGUUCCACCACGAGAAGCCGACCGACGGCGGCCGACCCCAGCGGCUGGUGGAGGUCCGUCAGGUGGUCACCGACCCUGAGCUGGUGCAGCGCUCCGAGCAGUUCCAGCAGGUGCUGCUGUCGGACGGCCUGCCCGCGUACUGCGCCGAGCGGGCCGAGUCGGCGGCCGAGCCGGACCGGCCCGUCUGGCGCUUCCUGGCGGCCCGCUUCAGCGCCGACCCGCGCGCCGAGCUGCUCGGUCUGCUCGGGUACCAGAGUCAGCAGGCGGACGGCGGCGGCAGCGGCGGCGACUCCGACCAGGGAUUGCAGGACAUGCACGCGGAGGAGGCGCCACAGAACGGCGCCGAGGAUGAGUUCGACUUCAUCGCGCGCUCACAGGGCGGCGCUAGUGAGUCGCCGACGGCCGAACCUGAGGAACUCUUCGACAUCCCGGCAGGGGACGACACGGACGGCAUGGUGUCGCAGGCCAUCCUGCGCGGCGACAUGGCCGAGGCUGUGGAGCGGUGCGUGCAGGCCGACCGCACUGCCGACGCGCUCAUCAUCGCGCUCGCCACCUCCCAGCAGCUGUUCGAGUCGACGCGCGACGCCUACCUGGAGUCGCUGAAGACGGACCUGUCGCGGCUGGUGUCGGCGCUGGUCAGCCGGGACUGGUCGACGGUCGUCUCCCGCUGUGACCCGGGCUCGUGGCGCGAGGCGCUGGUGGCCGUGCUCACCCACGCGCCGCCCGAGCAGACGGCCACGCUCUGCGAGGCGCUGGGCGCGCGGCUCGAGCUGCAGCACACGGAGGCCAUGUGGACCAACGCGCUGCUCUGCUACGUCUGCGCCGGCAGCGUGGACCGGCUGGUCGAGUGCUGGGAGCGCACGCGGCCCGACGCCACCUCGUCGCGCGCCCUGCAGGACCUGAUGGAGCAGGUGAUGACGCUGUACCGGGCUAACCAGCUGGCCGGCGCCGCGACGCAGCUGACAUCUGGCGUCAUGCAGCGCAAGCUGCUGCGCUAUGCCGAGCUCCUCACGUCGCAGGGCAGCCUGGAGACGGCGCUGGGCUACCUGGCCGAUUGCAUGGACCCGGCGGCCGUGGCGCUCUGUGAGCGCGUGCAGCAGACGCUGCCGACGAGCAUGGCGGCGCCACCGGCGGCCGGCGGCGGCGCGGCCGGCGGCUACCGACUGGGCGGACGUCGCCAGUACGCCGCCGACCCCAGCGUGGCGGGCGCCCCCGGCUACGGCGCCAGCAUGGGUCAGAUGGUGGACCCCGGUGUGUCCAUGUACGGCCAGGUGGCGGCGCCGGCAUCCAGCCUCUACACGCCCCAGUACAGUGAUCACCAGCAGCAGCCGGGGCAGUACAUGCAGGGAAUGCCGCAGGAGCCGGCGGUCAGCACCUUCACCCCGGCACCGGCGCCCACCGGUCAGUGGUUCCGGCCGACAGCCAGCAACUGCCGCCUGUGGAAGGUCGCCACGUCCACCGUGUCGAUGCUGCAGACGGUGACGCAGCCCAUCUACAACCCGGCGGAGAUGAUGCCGGCCGCGCCGCCGCAGGCGGCGCCCACUCCGCCGCCGCCUCAGCCAGAGCCGCCGGUGCCCAAAGGACCGGUGCCGGAGGAGCACGCGGUGCUGCAGAGCACGCUGGACCGGCUGAGGGACGCGUGCGCCGCCGCUGCGCCGCCCGCGCAGAUCCGGCGUCGGCUCGACGACGUCUCGCGGAAACUGCAGGUGCUGUAUGACCUGCUGCGCGCGGGUCGCGUGUCGGCCGCCACGCUGGCCGGCCUGCACCAGCUGGUGCAGUACCUGCAGUACGGCGACCUGCAGUCGGCCCAGCAGGUGGUGCAGAACGUGGUGGCCGCCUCGAACUUCGCCGAGGUGUCCGGCUUCAUGCCGGGCGUCAAGAGCCUGGUGCAGAUCGCCGGCCAGCUACAGGUCCAUAUCUAGCAUUAGAAGAAUCAGUAUCGGUGCCAGGAGGUAUGACCUCAAAAUGACGUCACCUACGGUGGACACCCGCGAUAUCUGCAGCAGCCGGGGACGCCGCUGUGACGUCAUCCGACUGCGCUGCGUUUUGACCCGGCGGCGUUGUGUAACAGGACGCGCGAGUGCGCUAAUCAUUGUGCCUCUCCAUACCGCAGACAUUCUCCAACGGGUGGUCUACCUAUGAGUCGCGCUAUCCUUUCCAGAUUAUUGUUCGGUUGCCAAAUCUGUCCGGAAUCAGGCCUGCGCCACGGCGAUCCGCGGCGAACUGUACGCGCUCGCCGCGCCGAUCCGCGGCGAGCUGUGCGCGCUCGCCGCGCCGAUCCGCGGUGAAUUGUGCGCGCCGGACGCCGGACGCCGGCGGCGUUUUGCGGGAUGUGGCUUCUGCGGACUAACACUCGGCAUGUUGGCCCGGACGGCGCAUGCGCAGCAGCGCCGGGCGGCCCAGCGCUCGUUCGUUGUUGGUGUCUGGCCGCGCUCGUGUUCACUGCCGCGAGGUGUUCCCGCCGGCCGCCAGGCGGCGCGCGCGCAGCCUGUGUGUGGGUUCGGUGUCUGGGAGGGAGGGAGGGAGGAAGGGCUUGUUCACGGGCAGCCGUGGCUGACGGGCCACUUCGGCGCUGCUGACAUUUCUCGCUCGCUCGCUCCGAUACACGGGGGCGUUGCUCGAGACGCCCGCUCGCGUCCUGCUGGCGGCAGCUGACCUCCCAGGAUGCCGCCGCCGCUGCUUCCUCUUGGCUACGUUGCGUGCCUGCGCGGCGCACGUGACGGCGGGCGUCACGCGCCAUCGCCUUCACGCGGAGGGAGGUCAGAGGAAUCCGCACGGACGCCGGCGCACUCCUGGGCAUGCAUGGACGUGGCAACUGGCCCAGAACGCCGCACGUUAUGAAGGGUUAGCUUUUGGCGAGAUGCCGCGUCGCAUGUAUUCACGUGUUUUGCAAGGUGUGUGGGGAAAUAUAUUUAGCCAGGACAG